AGAACGAAGAGAAAAGAAACUACUUGAUCUCUGAAACGAUGGCCCCAUUCUCGUGGCUCGGUCGUCCUCGUGUUGCUGCGCUUAGCAGGAAAGGUUUGAAAUCAAGGGAGAAACGAAUGCAGAAAAGGGUGAAGAGGUUGAAGACGGAGAUGGAGGCAAGAAGCGAGGAACACAAGGAUAUCAGGCAAGUUCAAAACCAAGUGAAAGAAAAAAUCCAAGGAAUUGAGUCGGAGUGCGAGGAAUUGAAGAGAGAAACUAGAUUCAUAAUCCAGCAGAGUGCCAGAACCCAGGUUAAAAUUGCUCUCAUGUUCCGCAUUUUGAAAGCAAGGGAAAAUGGCGACCAAGAUUCCGCUACCAAACUCACUCAAAUGCUCCGAGAAAUUGUAGGAAGAGAGGAGGAAAGGUGACGGUUGGCAUGGCGAGGAUAAACUAACUAUGCUCCGCCGCUUCCAAUUCCAAUUCCAAUU
Hibiscus syriacus is the source of this 467-nucleotide messenger RNA. RefSeq lists its product as uncharacterized. The record is from RefSeq and is a predicted model, not a curated record. The transcript is spliced from 2 exons. Lineage: Eukaryota; Viridiplantae; Streptophyta; Magnoliopsida; Malvales; Malvaceae. Bases 39 to 407 code for a protein of 122 amino acids.